This is a messenger RNA of Drosophila ficusphila, 4117 nucleotides long. It is a transcript of the gene trp, whose product is annotated as transient receptor potential protein. The coding region runs from base 206 to 4024 and encodes 1272 amino acids. The record is from RefSeq and is a predicted model, not a curated record. Gene Ontology annotation, molecular function: protein binding; store-operated calcium channel activity; inositol 1,4,5 trisphosphate binding. NCBI's taxonomy places the organism in Eukaryota, Metazoa, Arthropoda, Insecta, Diptera, Drosophilidae. The transcript has 14 exons. Gene Ontology annotation, cellular component: membrane; cation channel complex. Gene Ontology annotation, biological process: manganese ion transport; calcium ion transmembrane transport; regulation of cytosolic calcium ion concentration.
CAACGCGGCUAAUUGGAGACUAAACAUCGUCGACGAUGGAACACUAAAGGAUACAGUGCGCGAAAGGAUUACGGCAAGGAGUGCUCCCCGAGGAGCAGGGAUAUGCACCCAAAGUUUGUUCGCGGCGCGUGUGAUGUGUGUUAACCGAUUUACCGAAUGAUCCCGAUUUUCGCGUUCGCAUAGAAUACAAAAACAAAUCAACAAAAUGAGUGCCAACACGGAAUCGGAUGCCGAAAAGGCAUUGGGCUCUCGCCUGGACUACGAUCUCAUGAUGGCCGAGGAGUAUAUCCUUAGUGAUGUGGAAAAGAAUUUCAUAUUGGCCUGCGAGCGUGGUGACCUUCCGGGUGUCAAAAAGAUUCUCGAUGAGUAUCUGGGCACCGACAAAUUCAACAUUAACUGCACGGAUCCCAUGAAUCGCUCGGCGCUAAUUUCGGCCAUCGAGAACGAGAACUUCGACCUGAUGGUUAUCCUGCUGGAGAACAACAUCGAGGUGGGCGACGCCCUGCUGCAUGCGAUUUCCGAGGAGUAUGUGGAGGCCGUGGAGGAGCUGCUCCAGUGGGAGGAGACCAACCACAAGGAGGGCCAGCCCUAUAGCUGGGAGGCGGUGGACCGCUCCAAGUCCACCUUCACCGUGGACAUCACGCCCCUUAUCCUGGCCGCCCACCGCAAUAACUACGAGAUACUCAAAAUUCUCCUGGAUCGCGGUGCCACGCUGCCCAUGCCGCACGACGUCAAGUGCGGCUGCGACGAGUGCGUGACCUCCCAGACGACGGACUCCCUGCGCCACUCCCAAUCGAGGAUCAACGCGUACCGGGCGCUCUCGGCCAGCUCGCUGAUUGCGCUCAGCUCCCGGGACCCUAUACUGACCGCCUUCCAGCUGUCCUGGGAACUCAAGCGCCUGCAGGCGAUGGAAUCGGAGUUUCGUGCCGAAUACACGGAGAUGCGACAGGCGGUGCAGGACUUCGGCACCUCGCUUCUGGACCACGCACGCACAUCCAUGGAGCUCGAGGUGAUGCUCAACUUCAACCACGAGCCCUCCCACGACAUCUGGUGUCUCGGCCAACGGCAGACCCUGGAGCGAUUGAAGCUAGCCAUUCGAUAUAAGCAGAAAACGUUUGUGGCACAUCCGAAUGUUCAACAGUUGCUGGCAGCCAUUUGGUACGAUGGACUGCCAGGUUUCCGGCGCAAACAGGCCUCGCAACAAUUAAUGGACGUCAUAAAGCUCGGCUGCAGUUUUCCCAUCUACAGUUUGAAGUACAUUUUAGCCCCAGAUUCCGAGGGAGCUAAAUUCAUGCGCAAGCCCUUUGUCAAGUUCAUCACACACUCCUGCUCCUACAUGUUCUUUUUGAUGCUCUUGGGUGCCGCUUCCUUGAGAGUGGUGCAAAUCACCUUCGAACUCCUCGCUUUUCCUUGGAUGCUGACCAUGCUGGAAGAUUGGCGCAAACACGAAAGAGGUUCCCUUCCAGGUCCCAUCGAACUGGCAAUUAUUACCUACAUUAUGGCUCUGAUAUUCGAAGAACUUAAAACGCUGUAUUCGGAUGGCUUGUUUGAGUAUAUCAUGGAUCUUUGGAACAUAGUCGACUACAUAUCGAACAUGUUCUACGUGACGUGGAUUCUUUGUAGAGCCACCGCUUGGGUAAUCGUUCAUCGUGAUCUCUGGUUCCGAGGCAUAGAUCCUUACUUUCCCCGUGAGCACUGGCAUCCCUUCGAUCCCAUGCUUUUAUCGGAAGGCGCUUUUGCUGCCGGAAUGGUCUUCUCGUAUCUGAAACUCGUUCACAUCUUCUCAAUCAAUCCACAUCUUGGUCCCUUGCAAGUUUCUCUGGGUCGCAUGAUUAUCGACAUUAUAAAGUUCUUCUUUAUUUACACAUUGGUAUUGUUCGCCUUUGGUUGUGGUCUAAAUCAGUUAUUGUGGUACUAUGCCGAACUCGAGAAAAAUAAAUGCUAUCAUUUACAUCCGGAUGUGCCCGACUUUGAUGACCAGGAAAAAGCUUGUACUAUAUGGCGAAGAUUUUCCAACCUAUUUGAGACAUCGCAAUCACUUUUCUGGGCAUCUUUUGGCCUCGUGGACUUGGUCUCUUUCGAUCUGGCUGGAAUCAAGAGCUUUACUCGAUUUUGGUCCCUGCUGAUGUUCGGCUCUUAUUCGAUGAUCAACAUUAUUGUGCUCCUCAACAUGCUUAUUGCCAUGAUGUCUAACUCGUAUCAAAUCAUCUCUGAGAGGGCCGAUACUGAAUGGAAGUUCGCUCGUUCGCAACUUUGGAUGAGCUACUUCGAGGAUGGCGGCACCAUUCCACCGCCCUUCAAUCUCUGUCCCAACAUGAAAAUGCUAAGGAAGACCCUGGGAAGGAAGAGACCAUCACGAACCAAGAGUUUUAUGCGAAAGUCCAUGGAACGGGCACAGAGCCUGCAUGACAAAGUGAUGAAGCUGCUGGUCAGGCGGUACAUUACGGCGGAGCAGAGGCGGCGGGACGAUUACGGCAUUACCGAGGAUGAUAUCAUCGAGGUGCGCCAGGACAUAAGCUCCUUGCGGUUCGAGCUACUGGAGAUUUUCACCAACAACAGUUGGGAGGUACCCGACAUUGAGAAGAAGUCGCAGGGAGUGGCCCGAACCACCAAGGGCAAAGUGAUGGAACGUCGUAUCCUGAAGGACUUCCAGAUUGGCUUUGUGGAGAAUCUGAAGCAGGAAAUGAGCGAAACGGAGAGCGGAAAGGACAUAUUUUCAUCUCUUGCCAAGGUCAUUGGCAGAAAGAAGACCCAAAAGGGAGACAAGGAUUGGAAUGCCAUUGCGAGGAAGAAUACCUUUGCUUCCGAUCCAAUUGGCUCGAAGCGAUCCUCUAUGCAACGUCAUAGCCAACGCAGCUUGAGGAGGAAGAUCAUCGAGCAGGCCAACGAGGGUCUCCAGAUGAACCAGAACCAGUUGAUUGAAUUCAAUCCCAACUUGGGCGAUGUGACCAGGGCAACAAGAGUGGCCUAUGUCAAAUUCAUGCGAAAGAAGAUGGCUGCCGAUGAGGUUUCCUUGGGCGACGGAGAGGGUCCUCAAAAUGGCGAAGCGGAAAAGAAACCAUUGGAUUCCUCUGGGUCCAAAAAAUCCCUAACUGGUGGCGCAAGUGGAGGAGGAGCUUCUAUGAUGGCUGCAGCUGCUUUGCGAGCUUCCGUCAAGAAUGUGGAUGAAAAGUUCGGUGAUGCAAAGGCUGGCACUGCCGGUAAGCCAGCGGAUGACAAGAAACCAGGGGAAGCCAAGAAACCAGGUGAUGACAAGCAGCCUCCCAAGGACUCGAAGCCACCUCCACCAGGAGGAGCCAAGCCAGGGGACCAGAAACCAGCUCCAGGAGCUGGUGCUCCGAAGCCCCAAGCCGCUAGCAAUGGCACUAAGCCCACUGACCAACAAAAGAAGGAUGCUCCUGCUCCUCCAAGUAAGCCGGCGGAUACCAAGCCAACAGCUCCAAAGUCCGGAGAACCUGCAAAGCCAGAAGCAGCCGCCAAGAAAGAGGAGUCUUCUAAGAGCGACGCAACCAAACCCGCAGCCACAACUGGAGCUGCCAAGAGCGCAGCUCCCUCGGCUCCAACGGAUGCCAAGCCGGAUGCCAAAUUAAAAACCGGAGCAGCUGGAGCUCCGGAGGGAACCAAGGCCACCAAUGGAGCCUCCAAGCCCGAUGACAAGAAGAACGCAACUGAUGAUAAGGAUAAGGAUAAGAAGCCAGGCGACGAUAAGGAUAAGAAACCGGGCGAUGACAAGGAUAAAAAGCCAGGCGAUAGCAAGGAUAAAAAACCAGGUGACGACAAAGACAAGAAACCUGGCGACGAUAAGGACAAGAAACCGGGUGAGGACAAGGAUAAGAAGCCGGGUGACGACAAGGACAAGAAACCAGCGGACGACAAGGACAAGAAGGCAGCGGAUGACAAGGAUAAGAAACCAGGAGCAGCUCCAUUGAAACCAGCGAUCAAAGUGGGACAAAGUAGUGCGGCAGCUGGAGGAGAACGAGGAAAAUCCACGGUCACGGGUCGCAUGAUCUCCGGCUGGCUUUAAACCCUCGCCAAAAUAGUUUUACCCGAUUUAAUAGCAGCUAUCUAUAUCUAAGGUCCUUUGUUUGUGUGAACAAUAAACGAAUCUCAAAUACAA